Messenger RNA from Danio aesculapii, 7143 nucleotides. It is a transcript of the gene als2b, whose product is annotated as alsin Rho guanine nucleotide exchange factor ALS2 b. The transcript has 35 exons. NCBI's taxonomy places the organism in Eukaryota, Metazoa, Chordata, Actinopteri, Cypriniformes, Danionidae. Bases 232 to 5322 code for a protein of 1696 amino acids. The record is from RefSeq and is a predicted model, not a curated record. Gene Ontology annotation, molecular function: guanyl-nucleotide exchange factor activity.
AACAACACCGUAACAACACACCCGAUUAUCAUCAUCAUCAUCACCAUGAGCUUCGCUUUGCUGUCUGUCUGCUUCCAUUACCGGCUUAAAUGACAUUUCUGAUCAAGUGUUUUAAAAGCUGACAAGAUAUAUUUCGCCAAGUUUCACUCGCUUCUGCCAACCUUCUGACAUAUUGAGGACAAUCAUCCGCAGUGACAAACACAACAGCUGUGACAUGGGGAACCUUUAGAGAUGGAGAAACUGAUUAGGUCUGGUGAGGAGGACGGUUCUGGGGAGAGAGGUCUUCUGCACACGUGGAAGGGAUAUUCAUACAGCACUGCACCAGAGAGGGUGCUGCUCUCCCGGCCGGUGCUCCAGGCUGCCCUGGGAGCAAGACAUGGUGUUCUGCUAGUAGAGGGUGGACAAGUCUACAGUUUCGGUGAGUUGCCAUGGAAACAGAACCAAACAUCAUCAGCAGAGCCCAUUUUGGAGGCAGUGCUGAGUGAACAGCGUGUUGUUUUUGUGGCUGCUGGCUCCGCCCACAGCGGAGUCGUGACGGAGGAUGGAGGAGUGCACAUGUGGGGAGAAAAUGCUCACGGCCAGUGUGGCUUGUCGGGACUGUCUGUUAUCCCUAACCCCACCCCUGUGGGCGUGCUUGACUCUGAGGCCACGCCUCCUCAGACGGUUAAGAUCCUGGAGGUGGCGUGUGGUGACCAGCACACUCUGGCUCUUUCAGCCAAGCAUGAAGUCUGGGCUUGGGGCAGCGGCUGCCAGCUGGGCUUAAACACUUCAACUUUUCCUGUCUGGAAGCCCCAAAAAGUGGAGCAUCUAUCUGGGAGGCAUGUAUUACAGGUGGCGUGUGGAUCCGCUCACAGCGUGGCUCUCGUACGCUGUCUUCCCCCUCCACAGGAGCCCCGAAAACCCCCUCAAGACAAGUGCGGUCAGUGCCAUCAGCUGCUCUACACUAUGACAGAUAAAGAAGACCAUGUCAUUAUCUCUGACGGCCAUCAUUGUCCACUAGGUGUUGAGAUGGACAGCGCUGAGAUCAAGUCAGCAGUGGAGGGCAGUCCAGAUCAGGGUAAACCAGGGAAAAGCUCUCCUACUGAACCUGUUCCUUGUAUGUCCACCCAGAUCGCAAAAUCACCCACUUCCAAUAACAUCCCAGAAUCUAGUCGUCCUCCAGAAAGCACACUUCCAUUUGAACGUCAAAAUCAGGUUCCUGCAUAUUGCCAAGAAUCUAUUGAAGCAGCUGUUGAAGACUCGGCUGAUCAUGAAGCUCCAGCAGCAGGUGGAGAGGUUUGUGUGGAAGCGUCCGAGAACAGCAUCCCUGAGCCUGAUAGCUGCAGAUCCUCAGGGAAGUCAUCUCCAUAUCCUGAUGAGCAGGCGGUGAAGGCGUAUCUGAAGAGACUUUCUGAUCAUGCUUUAGCAGAGCACACCGUCAAGACCUCCAGCACAAUUCAUUCAGCUCAGCUCUCCGGUGACCCUGCUAAUCUGUUCGCUUCUGAGCCCUUGAUCCCGGUGGCCCAGUCUGUGACUCCUAUGGGCUCCGCGUUGAACAACUUGGUGGUGUCGUGUGCCUCUGCAGUGGGGGAACGUGUAGUGUCCACCUAUGAAGCGCUCUCUCUGAGAAAAGUCAUUGGUUACUGGGUUCCAGGAGAGGGUCGCGAGCGAGUGGAGGAGAGACUUCGUCUGGAAGAGUCCAUGCAGGGGAAGAAGAGCUCCAGCCUGGGGGACAUCCGAGAGGAGGAGGCAGAGCUCAGCCGUCGCCUGUCCCUGCCCGGCCUGCUCUCUCAGGGUACACAUGCUCUCCUUCUCUUACACCCAGUGUCCCGUUUCCUAUCUCCUCGCCUCUUGCGGAGAACAAGUCGCCCCCGGAUGCGGGCUGUCCCGCUCGCUUCGGGAGGUGUACCUGAGACCGAUUCCCACCUGCCUUCCUUACAGACGGAGGUGUGGAGCUGGGGACAAGGCCAGGAUGGACAACUUGGGCAUGGAGACCUCCUUCCCAGACUGCAGCCUGAUUGUGUGAAGAGUCUGAAUGGUAAGGAGGUGCUAAAAGUGGCUGCAGGGGCUCAUCACUCUCUCGCUCUGACCGCACAGUCACAGGUUUUUUCCUGGGGUUGUAACACUUCUGGACAGCUGGGACACAUGGAAUCACCCACCACCUUUCCUAACUUGACCAAGCUGUCAGAUGGGAUUCGUGUGUGGGAUAUUGGGGCGGGUCAACAGCACACUCUCUUAUUGGCUGACGGAGACUGUAUUCAGCCAAUCCUGUACUACAGCGGACAGCAGGUGAAGGAGGUGCCGGAACCAACGGAGGAUGAGGAAAAGACUGCAGAAUACACUCAACAACCUGUGCUGCUGCCCUUCUGUAUGAAUUUGGGCUAUGUACGCAGUGUGUGCGCAGGUGGACGGACGUGUGCGGCGCUGACGGAUUGUAAUGUCAUGGGUUUUAUUGCUAGUCUGCAUGAGCUGGCGGCUGCAGAGAGGAAAUAUUACUGCAAACUCGGCAACAUCAAGAGUCUUCUGCUCCAGCCGUUGCUCAAGCUGGAUUCUCUAAGUUCUGCCCUGGGUCAGUCAUCUGCAGGGCUGCUGCAGAAUCUGAUCAGUCGUUUGAGUCGACUGUCUCAGCUCACGGGUCAAAACUCAGCCUCUCUGACCUCGUUCCUGCAGCGUUCACGUGACAUCCGAGGUCUUGUUAUUCUUGAAGAUGCACAUCUGUUCCUGGACACAUAUUCAGAGUACUCUUCUGCAGUUGGUGAUCUCUUGGUCAUGGGAGGAUUCCAAGCCCUUGUCAAGCCUUGCCAUGAUGUGUUUGGGAAAGGAGCAGAGGUUGUUCAGAGGUUGUCUGAAUGUUCUGAAGAGGGUCUGACUUUGGCGGAUGUUCUGGCGCAUCUCUUUUACCUGCCCAUAAAACACCUGCAUGAAUAUGGACGGCUGCUGCUCAAACUGGCAACCUGCUAUGAGGUGAGUUCUGUGGACUAUCAGAAGCUGCAGGAUGCCUGCUCAAAGUUCGAAUCCAUGGUUCUUCAUCUAAAGAGGAGGAGGAAGGAAGCUGAAUACACGCUCCACUUCUGGAAGAGUUUUCCUGGAAAGAUGACCGACUCUCUGCGUAAACCAUCUCGUCGGCUGAUCUGUGAAAGCAGUAAUAAGGCUUUGACUCUUCAAAACGCAGGACGUUUUUCCGUCAACUGGUUCAUCCUGUUCAACGACGCACUCGUUCACGCACAGUUUUCCACCCAUCACGUUUUUCCAUUGGCUACACUGUGGGUGGAGCCCAUUUCUGAGGAGAACACAGGCCUGUAUGGCUUAAAAGUGACUUCGCCUGAGGAAAGCUUCGCUCUGCUGGCUUCAUCACCUGCUGAAAAAGCAAAGUGGCUCCGUUCUAUAAACCAAGCAGUAGAGCAGGCACUCAGUGGAUUGGGGCAUGAUGGGAUACCUCCUUCUACAGGGGUAACGCAGAGAGCAGAUCCACCCAUCUCGCGGACAGCAUCGUACACCUUUUACAAAGACAGUAGGCUAAAGGAAGCCAAAUAUGAUGGCCGAUGGGUCUCAGGGAAACCCCAUGGGCGGGGCGUGGUCAAAUGGCCAGAUGGACGAAUGUACACGGGGACAUUCAAAAACGGCUUUGAAGAUGGUUUUGGAGAUUACGUUGUGUCGAACAAAACCCUGAACAGCUGUGAUCAUUAUCAAGGCCAAUGGAAAGAUGGCAAAAUGCACGGUUUUGGAACAUUCAGAUAUGCCUCUGGGGAAGUGUAUGAGGGCUCAUUUCAAGACAACAUGCGUCAUGGUCAUGGGAUGCUGCGUAGUGGGAAGCUGAAUUCCACCUCUCCGAGUGUUUUCAUUGGCCAGUGGCAGUACGACAAAAAAUCUGGCUAUGGAGUUUUUGACGACAUCACCCGAGGAGAGAAGUAUAUGGGUAUGUGGCUGGAUGAUCAACGGCAGGGCAACGGAGUUGUUGUUACCCAAUUCGGCCUGUACUAUGAAGGUGCUUUCAACAACAACAAAAUGAUGGGCAAUGGGGUGUUACUCUCUGAAGACGACACCACAUUUGAGGGAGAGUUUUUAGAAGACUGGACUCUUAAUGGAAAGGGUGUGUUGACCAUGCCGAAUGGAGACUAUAUUGAAGGCUCUUUUAGUGGAGUUUGGGGAACCGGACUGAAGAUGUCAGGUUCCUACUACAAACCCAGCCUGUACGACUCAGACAAGGAGAAGGGUCAUGCACUUAAACUGGGCCGGUUAGCAGUUCACUCUGAAGAGAAGUGGAAGGCUGUGUUUUUGGAGUGCUGGAACAGGCUCGGUUGUGAUUCUCCCGUACAGGGGCAAACUACGACAGCGUGGGACAACAUUGCCAUAGCACUCACUGCCAACCUGAGACAGCAGAGAGACAGCCCAGAGUUGCUGAGCCGCUCGCAUCACAAAACACUAGAGAGUCUUGAGUGCAUCCCUCAACACAUGGGUCCUGUAACAUUAGAGGUGUACCACACAAUCCGUCGGUACCUGGUGAAGGCAUGUGAUACUCCUCUGCAUCCUCUGGGUCGGCUGGUGGAGACGCUGGUUUCGGUGUACCGCAUGACUUAUGUUGGUGUUGGAGCAAACCGCAGGUUAUUACCGCAGGCAGUCAAUGAAAUCAAGUCCUAUCUCAGCCGUAUCUUCCAGCUCGUCAGAUUUCUCUUUCCCAACCUGCCAGAAGAAGGAGGUUCACUGGCCGACCCUCCAAAAGAGAAGGUCGGCACAGAUGCUGAUGGAAAGCUGCUGGAGUCUCCUAAACCUGGGUGUGUGGUCAGCAGCUCUGCUCUCCUCCUGCCGGUGCUGUUGCCGCGUCUCUAUCCUCCUCUCUUCACACUCUACGCUCUAGAGAAAGAGAAAGAGGACGAUGUGUACUGGGAGUGUGUGCUGCGACUCAACAAACAGCCAGAUCUGGCACUGCUGGCUUUCCUCGGGGUCCAACAGAAAUUCUGGCCUGUAACUGUUUCAAUACAUGGAGAAAAACAACAGGUUCUCUCAAGCACUAAGGACGCCUGUUUCGCCUCAGCGGUUGAGACUUUGCAGCAAAUAAGCACAACUUUCACACCCUCAGACAAGCUUCAGGUUAUCCAGCUAACCUUCGAGGAAAUAACCCAAGAAGUGCUUGCACUCCUGAAACAGGAUUUCUUGUGGUCUAUGGAUGACCUGUUUCCUGUCUUCCUCUUUGUCGUUCUGCGUGCACGGAUAAGGAAUCUGGGAUCAGAGGUCAGUCUCAUUGAGGACCUAAUGGAUCCAUGCGUACAACAUGGAGAGCAUGGCAUCAUGUUCACCACACUCAAGGCAUGCUACUAUCAAAUCCAGCAUGAGAAGGUCACGUAAUCGACGCAUCGCUCCAAAACCCAAUCGGUAAUGACCGACAAACAGAGCAGCCAAUCAAUGGUGGUGCUUGCAAUGACUCGCUGUGCGAUGAGCCAAUCGUGUUCAACACUGGGAUCACAUGACUGGGGUAAUCAACGACUCUCAAGCAAGUCUCAUGUGCAAGUCAGGUUUAACUGUGGUUUAACAUUCACUCUUUACAUCGUGUCUUCCUCAAUCGUAAAGCUGGGGGGUUUUAACUGCUGCCAUUCCAUCACGUUAAAGAUAAUACUUAUGUGCUCCAACUCAGUGUUUUUUUUAUUGUUAUUAAUAUUAAUAAGCCAAUGCGAUAUUGGCCCAAAAUGACUGACGUUAUCAGUAUAUCGCACACAUCUCUUUCUCCAAGCACACAACGGUUGAUCCAGUGUCAACUGAUGAUGUAGAUAAUUAGUGUACUGUAUGCCGUCCCAAAUAAUGGUUCCAUCUACCUCUGUCUUUAAAGUAAAAUACUACAUCGCGCUUAAAUUUUCCUGAUCGUGUUGCAUUAUUCAGUCCAAACAGCACACCGCCUUGGACAAAACAACCACCUAAAAGAAAACAAGGAUAAUUCCAAUUCAUUUGAAGGUUUUUUUUUUAAUCAACGGCACAGUGACCUGCUUUAUUAUGUACAAAUUCUCAUUUACAAGCUACUUAGUUCAACCCAAUUGAAACUUUUGACAUUUAAAGGGAUAGUUCACUCAAAAAUGAACAUUUACUCAUUAUUUACUCCUGGUUCCAAACUUUAAUGGGUUUCUUUCUUCUGUUGAACACAAAAGAAGAUGUUUUGAAGAUGUGUACCCAUUGACUUUCAUAGUAGAAUAAACAAAUGCUAUGGUUACAGGUUGCCAGCAUUUUUCUAAAUAUCUUCUUUGUGUUCAACAGAAGAAAGAAGCUCAUUUGACAGUAAAUGAUGACAGAUUUUUCAUUUUUUGGGUGAACUAUCUCUUUAAGCUAAAAGUGUUUGUGUCAAUUGAUUUAGCUUUUGAUGCACUAUUCGUUCUGUGUAUUUUUGUAACGGAUUCAGCCUUCUCUGUGUCUUUAACAGUAAGUAGCCAAACCGUUGGCAGUGUUUGAGUUUUGGCACACUCGAAAAAAGCAAAACACAAUGCUAAACUAAUUUGGUCAUUAUCUUUCUGUGUUUUAAAUGAAGCAGCUAUUGCCGAACCUCCAUAUACGCAUCGCAGUGUAUCAUUCGCACUGUUUUCUCAUUCCUGUGAAGUCUUAAAAGUGCCUCUGACAGUGUUAUGAAUGUGUGUUCGUUACAUCUCUGUACCCAGCAAUAGUUUUUCGAGUCGAGUCUCACGUUUUAAAGCUCAGCGGCCUAAUGCGUUCUUUUCUUUUAUUGACAUUGUUUUAUUUAUUUGAUGGACAGAUCUGGCCGCAGCCCAGAUAAUCUGAGUGAUGUAGAUAAUCUGCAGGGUAUUUCACGUACAGAACACCAGAAGGACGGUGAGUUGGUCAGGAAAAAAAACACAACAACCAAUUUGCAAGGAUCAGAGAUCAGGAGUUUGAGUGAUUGUGUGUUGCAAAAUGUAAUCGUGCAAACUGUUACGGCGAAGGACUGUUGAUGUUUACAACCAUUGACACUUGAGAUGUUGCAUGAAUAUCAUGAUGUACUUUGAGUACAGUAAGUUACCGUACUGUACUUUCGCAUCAGUUUUUCUAUGCUGAGCCAAGGUGUGCAUAUAAACUUUUGGUCGAAUGUGUGUGUAAGUAUGUAUGGAGUUUGUGUCAUUUUUGAAGAUUAUCAUAUGUUCAGAUUGUAUAUUGACUCAUAAAUCAAAUGGAUGGCAAUAAAUCUGUGAU